This is a messenger RNA of Etheostoma spectabile (orangethroat darter), 8059 nucleotides long. It is a transcript of the gene cftr, whose product is annotated as CF transmembrane conductance regulator. Gene Ontology annotation, molecular function: ATP binding; ATP hydrolysis activity; chloride channel activity. Bases 391 to 4938 code for a protein of 1515 amino acids. Gene Ontology annotation, cellular component: cytosol; plasma membrane; apical plasma membrane. The transcript has 27 exons. The record is from RefSeq and is a predicted model, not a curated record. Lineage: Eukaryota; Metazoa; Chordata; Actinopteri; Perciformes; Percidae. Gene Ontology annotation, biological process: bicarbonate transport; chloride transmembrane transport.
CGUGGAAAUGACGUGUCUCCGCACGUUUUGGCGAGCCCAUAAAGGAUGGACUGUCCUCUCACUGUCACACUGAAUGAGAGGGUGCAAGACAACAGAAGCAGAAAGGGACAGUGGGAGCAGUGAAGACCAGGGAGACGCACGGAGGGUAUAGAGAUAACCGUCUCGGUUUUUGGGGAGGAAGAUAACUAAACAGUGACAUCAUAUUUACCGGAGGCACCGUGACAUCAUAUUUACCGGAGGCGCAAAGUGGAGGAUAAAACCAGGCGAGCGCGUUCUCUCUUACUGUGGGAGCGGAGACACUCAGGGGACACGCAAAUGUGAGCGACGCGCACGGGGCAAACUCAGGGACCGACUCAGGUGCAGAGAAACCAAACUGGCGGCGCACUUAGGAUGCAGAAGUCACCAGUGGAAGAUGCAAACUUCCUCUCCAAAUUUUUCUUCUGGUGGACAACACCGCUGCUGAGGAAGGGCUUCAGAAAGAAGUUAGAGCUGACAGACGUUUAUAAGGCUCCUUCCUAUGAUCAGGCAGACAACCUCUCUGAGAGACUUGAACGAGAAUGGGACAGAGAGGUGGUGUCAGCCAAGAACAAGCCCAGGCUGAUGAGAGCGCUGGCCCGAUGCUUCAUCGGCCCUUUCACCUUCUUUGGUGUCCUCCUCUACCUUGGGGAGGCCUCCAAGACAGUGCAGCCUCAGCUUCUGGGUCGCAUCAUCGCCUCCUUCGACCCAUUCCACGCUCCAGAACGUGAGCAGGGAUACUUCCUGGCCCUGGGCCUCUGCCUUCUCUUCACCGCCCGCUUCCUCCUGCUGCAACCUGCCAUCUUUGGCUUGCAUCAUCUGGGCAUGCAGAUCCGCAUUGCCCUUUUCAGUCUCAUAUAUAAGAAGACCCUGAAGCUGUCGAGCCGAGUCUUGGAUAAGAUCAGCACUGGUCAACUAGUCAGUCUGAUGUCCGCCCACCUCAACAAGUUAGAUGAGAGCUUGGGUCUGGCCCACUUUGUAUGGAUCACCCCCCUGCAGUGUAUACUGUGUGUGGGUCUGAUCUGGGAGCUGAUCGAGGUGAAUGGCUUUUGCGCACUGGCAGCACUGACUCUGCUGGGCAUCAUCCAGGCCUGGCUCUCCCAGAAGAUGGGGCCGCACCGGGUUGAGCGAGGAGUGAUGAUCAGCCGCCGCCUGGCUCUCACCUCAGAGAUUGUGGAGAACAUCCACUCUGUGAAGGCGUACGGUUGGGAGGAGGUGAUGGAGACCAUCAUCAAGAACAUCAGACAGGACGAGAUGACGCUAACGAGGAAGAUUGGGUCUCUGCGUUACUUCUACAGCGCCUCGUACUUCUUCUCCGCCAUCUUGGUCAUCGUGUCUGCCAUCGUGCCGCACGCACUCAGUAAAGGCAUCAUCCUGCGCCGGAUCUUCACCACGGCUUCCUACUGCAUGGUGCUGAGAAUGACGCUGACCCGCCAGCUGCCAGGGUCCAUCCAGAUGUGGUACGACACGCUGGCACUGGUCAAGAAGAUCGAGGAAUUCUUGAUGAAGGAAGAAUACAGAGUGCUGGAGUACAACCUGACCACCACUGAGCUGGAGCUGGUCAACGUGUCGGCAUCCUGGGACGAGGGCAUUGGUGAGCUGUUUGAGAAGAUCAAACAGGAGAACAAAGCAAACGGACACCUGAACGGCGACGCUGGCCUCUUCUUCACUAAGCUCUACGUAACACCUGUUCUCAAAAACAUCAGCCUGUACCUGGAGAAGGGCAAGAUGCUGGCGGUGGCUGGAUCCACUGGCUCAGGGAAGAGUUCCCUGCUCAUGAUGAUCCUGGGAGAGUUGGUGCCAUCGGAGGGUAAAGUCAGACACAGCGGUCGCAUCUCCUACUCACCACAGACUUCCUGGAUCAUUCCUGGGACGAUUCGAGACAACAUCCUGUUUGGCCUGACAUAUGACGAGUACCGCUACACCUCCGUCAUCAAAGCCUGUCAGCUGGAAGAGGACUUUGCCUUGCUGCCUGAGAAAGACAAGACACACCUCGUCGAAGGAGGGGUGACCCUGAGCGGCGGUCAAAGGGCUCGCCUCGGCCUGGCCAGGGCUGUGUAUAAAGAUGCAGACCUCUACCUGCUGGAUGCACCUUUCACCCACCUGGACAUCGUGACAGAGAAAGAGAUCUUUGAGAAAUGUGUCUGUAAACUCAUGGCAUCCAAGAUACGCAUUGUGGUCACCAGCAAGUUGGAGCAUCUCAAAAGAGCAGACAAAAUCCUUCUGCUGCACAACGGCGACUGCUACUUCUACGGCACCUUCUCCGAGCUGCAGGACAAGCGCCCUGACUUCAGCUCCCUCCUCCUCGGCAUGGAAGCUUACGACAACAUCAACGCCGAGCGCCGCAGCUCCAUCCUCACAGAAACUCUUCGCAGAGUCUCCAUUGAUGAAACCGCUGGCUUCCGAGGCCCAGAGACAAUUCGCCAGUCGUUCCGCCAGCCACCUCCUCCGCUGAUCGUCUCCGGAUCCCAAGGCCAUGCUGGAGGUGAUGGCUACCCAGAAAAACGCAAACAGUCCCUCAUCCUCAACCCUCUGGCAGCUGCUCGCAAGUUCUCCUUCAUCGGGAACUCCCAGCAGUCAAAUACUCCCCAGUCCACCACGAUAGAGGACGGGGUUCGUGAACUCUCCGAGAGGAAAUUCUCUGUAGUACCCGAGGAUGAUCAAGUGGAGGAGGUGCUCCCCAGGGGGAACUUGUACCAUAAUGGGUUGCAGCACCUUAACGGGCAGCGGCGCCAGUCUGUCCUGGCGUUCAUCACCAACGCUCAGGGCCAUGCGCGCAGGGAGCAGAUGCAGAUGCACUCCUCCCUCAGAAAAAAGCUGUCCAUCACGCCGCAGUGUGACCUGGUGUCCGAGCUGGACAUUUACGCCCGCCGCCUCUCCAAAGACAGCGUUUAUGACAUUAGUGAGGAUGUGGAUGAAGAAGACAUGGAGCAAUGCUUUGCAGAUGAACGUGAGAACAUCUUUGAAACUACCUCAUGGAGCACAUGCCUACGCUACAUCACCACCAACAGGAGCUUAGUCUACGUCCUUAUUUUUAUUGUCUUGGUCUUUAUCAUUGAGGUUGCUGGUUCAGCCAUUGGCAUUUUCUUCCUUACUGAAAAGAUCUGGAAGGACAGCACCACCCCUCCAUCUCCAAACUCCAUCGAUGAGGAGCAUCACAACACCUCGUCGCCCGCCGUCCACAGGGGAAUCAUUGUCACACCAACAAGCGCGUACUACAUCAUCUACAUCUAUGUGGCCACAUCGGAGAGCGUGCUGGCCUUGGGAUUCUUUAGGGGCCUCCCGUUAGUGCACACAUUACUCACUGUGUCCAAAAGACUGCAUGAACAGAUGCUUAGUGCUGUUCUACGAGCCCCCAUGGCUGUGCUCAACACCAUGAAGACAGGCCGGAUAAUGAACAGAUUCACCAAGGACAUGGCCACCAUAGAUGACAUGCUGCCUCUGGUGCUGUUUGACCUCAUACAGCUCACCUUGAUUGUUACGGGUGCCAUCUUCACCGUGUCCAUCAUACGGCCUUACAUCUUCAUCGCUGCCAUCCCAUUGGCUGUCAUCUUUGUUAUCCUCAGGAAGUACUUCCUACGAACUGGACAACAACUCAAGCAACUGGAGGCUGAAGCUCGCAGCCCCAUCUUUUCUCACCUCAUCAUCUCGCUGAAGGGCUUGUGGACAAUUCGGGCGUUUGGACGUCAGAGCUACUUCGAGACGCUCUUCCACAAGGCGCUCAACACUCACACGGCCACCUGGUUCCACUACUUGUCCACACUGCGAUGGUUCCUCUUUCGCUGCGAUAUGAUCUUCGUGCUGUUCUUCAGCGCCGCCGCCUUCAUCGCCGUAGGCACCAACCAGGACAAACCAGGGGAGGUUGGCAUCAUCGUGGCCCUGGCCAUGCUCAUCCUGGGGACUUUCCAAUGGGCUGUCAUCACCAGCAUCACUGUAGACGGACUGAUGCGUUCGGUGGAUCGGGUGUUCAAGUUCAUCGACCUGCCGUCAGAGGAGCCGCUGCCAGCCAAAUCUAGUGGUAGAUCUAGUGGAGGCCCCGACCUGGUCAUUGACAACCCUCAUGCCCAGGACUGCUGGCCCAAUUGUGGCCAGAUGGACGUCAAGGGCCUCACUGUCAAAUACACGGAGGCUGGACGGGCCGUCCUCAGCGACAUCUCCUUCUCUGUGGAGGGAGGGCAGAGCAUGGGUCUGCUGGGUCGAACAGGAUCAGGGAAGAGCACCCUACUCUCUGCUCUGCUUCGUCUCGCCUCCACUGAUGGAGAAAUCUCCAUUGAUGGCGUCUCCUGGAGCUCCGUCUCCCUGCAAACAUGGAGGAAGGCCUUUGGGGUGGUGCCGCAGAAAGUUUUUAUUCUGACCGGCACGUUCCGGAUGAACCUGGACCCACACGGACGUUACAGCGACGAGGAGCUGUGGAAGGUCGCAGAGGAGGUGGGUUUGAAGUCGGUGAUCGAGCAGUUUCCAGAGAAGCUGGACUUUCAGCUGGAGGACGGAGGCAACGUGCUGAGUAACGGACACAAACAGCUGCUGUGUCUCGCCCGCUCCAUCCUCAGCAAGGCUCGCAUCCUGCUGCUGGACGAGCCCUCCGCCUACCUCGACCCCAUAACGUUACAGGUCCUGAGGAAGACGUUGAAACACUCAUUCUCUAACUGCACCGUCAUCUUAUCAGAACACAGAGUGGAGCCGCUGCUGGAGUGUCAAUCAUUCCUGAUGAUCGAGGGCAGCUCCAUGAAAAGCUACGACUCCAUCCAGAAGUUGCUGAAUGAGACGAGUCACCUGAAGCAGGCCAUGAGCCCUGCCGACCGUCUCCACCUCUUCCCAACUCUUCACCGCCUCAACUCCAGCAAGAGGGUGGCGCCGCAGACCGCCAAGAUCUCGUCCCUGCCAGAGGAAGCUGAGGACGAAGUCCACGACACUCGCCUCUAACCGGCCAGGCACACAAACACACACACACCCCCCCUCACUCUAACGGACAAAGCAAAGAUUAACUUACUGAUGAUUGUGGGCCAAUAGUGAACAUUUUUGAGCCAUUAUUUCCCCAAAUUACCAGUGAGACAGCAUCUCAGUCACUAUGGGACACUAAAACAACAUAUUUUAUUCAACAGUAGGAGAAUUCACAAAAAUUUAAAAAACAUAUACUGUGCAAAAAAAAUGAAGUUUUCCAAUAUAUUAACAUACACAACAUAUAUUUAUACAACAUAUAUAUAUUUUUUUUUACCAUCACAUCUUGAUCAAGACAACAUGUCUGCAUACAUGUAUAUGUAGGUGAAUCGGAAAUUAAAAGAUGCAAAAGAGGUACCCAUAAUGAAGGUCUGCUGUAAAUCUGUCACUAAAUUGGAAAGAUUAUAAUGAACCAGAGUGUGUAUGUUGCCGCAGGGAGAGCUAAAAUACUCCCAUGUAACAGAGACCACCAGAAGCAGAGAAGAGUGGCUUACUGGAUACUUUGUAGUAAAAGGUCCCAUGACAUGUUGCUCUCUGGAUGCUUUUAUAUAGACCUUAUUGGUCCCCUAUACUGUACUGAAGUCUCUUUUAUAUAGACCUUAGUGGGUCCCUAAUACUGUAUUGAAGUCUCUUUAUAUAGACCUUAGUGGUCCCCUAAUAGUAUCGAAGUCUCUUUUAUAGACCUUAGUGGUCCCUAAUACUGUACUGAGUCUCUUUAUAUAGGAACCAGUGGUCCCUAAUACUGUAUCUGAAGUCUCUUUUAUAUAGACCUUAGUGCAGGCCUUGGUGCAGAAUUCCAUCCACUAGAGCCAGUCCCACAAUGUUAAACCAUUUUAUACAAUGAAAUUUUAAUGCCAUGGGAACUUUAAACCAUUUCAAUCAAUUUAUUUUAUUUCUCACAUGAAAUUGUGCGAGGUGCAAUUCCAGUGAAACGUAAUCUCAUCAGCUACUUGAACUUCUGCGUGAUUCAUCAUGAAGCAGAAGAAGGCGCUCCCGGAUUCAGCCAAGUCUCGGCAAAGGGACCCCACCCUACCUGACUACCUGACAUCCCUCUGGAAACCGGCGGAGGCACAGUCGGACGCCUACACUGGCUAGCAGGAUGCUCAGCAGAGAAGUCACAGUUGGUGUUCAAUUCCUCCACACGUGCCUCGGUUCCCCCUCUGAUAUAGAUGGAGAUGGACCCAGGAAUGGUCUCGCUUGUCCCCGUAGUCGGGAUUGUAGCCGUAGAGCAGGAGACCGGUGAGCUGAUUUCCCCCAUCCUGAUGAGAGACUUGUAGUCAUGAGAUGGCCGCAGCGAGGGCCUUGUUAACUUGAGGUAAUCUACGCCACCUUUUCAUCGGUGUUAACUCUGAUGUUUACAUUUGAAAACUUCACUGGCCAGGUGGCUAGCUAGCCAGGCAGGAGGUGAUCGGAGUCAGAAGGAGACCCAGAAGUUGAUUUCCUGAUCCUCAUGAGGGACUCAUAGCCACGUGCCUUCAGCGUCCACCGUCAACAACAUAAAGCACAAGUGAUAUUUCUAAAAUGGACAAUUCAGCAUAAAUUUUGCGACUGGAGAGGUGCCUAGGUGAGAGAUGUCAUUUCUGGUCACAGCCUGGUGUGACGCCCAUGUUGCCAUCGUCGAAAUAAGAACAGGAAACCAGAGGAGAGGAUAGGAUAGGAUAGGAUGCUUUUCUAGCAUAUUCACAUGCCUUUUACAAGUUUCAGUCAGUCAGGUGCUUUUUGGGGAUGCUGGACAAACUGUGAGGGUUGCCCCAGUUCAGAUAAUCCUCAAAAGAUUUCUCCUUUGAAACCAAACUAUUGUAUUGUAUUAUAUAUUUUUUUGCAUACUUGUUUUUAAAAAAAAAAGCAUUUUCAUUGGUUUAAACUAAGGGAUUAUUUUAAGAUAAAAGGUUUUGUUCUGAACAACCAGCUCAGACUGAACACAAAAUAGCAGCCACUGUAGAGGUCUGCUCACAAAGCACCUUAAUUUAUCAUAUGCACGUGAUCCAAUCAUCUUCAGGUAGCUAGAAGGAAUCAAUAUUGCAGAUAAUAUUGCACAUAAAAGAGAUAUCUUUUAAAAGAGUGGGCUAUAUUGAUACAUUUGAAAACUUUGUCGUUCACACAGCCUCUGUCCCCAUUAACAAGGAAUCCACACGGGAUUAUAUGUUAGAUGUACUGUUAGUCACUCGUUGGACAAAUAGAGGUUGGAUUCAUUGUAGAUUAACGGGACGAAAUCCUCUUUUCACAACCAAAAACAAUUUUCAGAAACAGUCCAGUUUGAUUCUAACAUGUUAGUUUAGUGUGAACCAAAACAAACAAAGCUGCUCUAAAAUUUUACUGUUAACAAUCAAACUUUUUCAAUUCCAAAAUAGUUAAUUGCACAACACAGGUGUUGUCAUUAACCUGUAUUUAAUGUUAAAACACGACUUUGAACCAUUAAAUAUUGGAUCAAUAUUGCUGUUGUAAACAUGUAGGAUUCAUGAUUAUAAUGCCUUUUUUUUAUACUCAUUCAGUUUUUAUACGAGAAAGGUAAAAAUGGAAAGGAUAAAAAUGUAAUAGUGAGUUUAGUUUGGCUACGUAGUGAAACUGCUCUAAAAGUUGUCCGCACACUGACACUAAGACACAUUUCAGUACAAGCUUUGAUAGGCUGGAAAUAGACAACAUUUUAAAAUCUGUAUAUCUUACAUGAUGAUAAGAGAUCAGAGCUUUGUGAAACCGAAUUAAGGCCAACUGCCGCUGGGAGUAAGACGUCUACAGUGGCUUCAUGUGUGUUGUGUUGAAGUAUCUUCUAAAUAUUUGCUUUUGUAUCUUUAAUAAAUCUGACCCUGCAGUAACUUAACUGGCAGCAACACACACACACACACACACACACACACCCAACCAGAAACAGUGCCGCCAUUGGCUGACACUACUAACGAGUGAUGACUCAGAACCCUUAUGCACUUUAGAGACACCCUGAGGUACUCGUCAGCUUUCACAGCAACGAAACUGAUUGACGACGAUUCAAGUUUUUGUUUUUCCAUUCCUCCAUAAAAUGAAGUGUAGAUGUGGAAUUGUUUGUUUACAAAUUACGCUUUUUAUUCAAAAUGUUCAGCCUCUGUGAAUUGAUUCUAGAAAGAAAGCAGUA